UUUGCCGAGAUUCGUUUGUAACGAUAUUUGUAGGGAAGUACGAAUACAAGUCGAUAUCGUUGUUUCCUGUUUGGUCGAUAAGUGAUCGUGCAUCGUUCUUUUCAAAACGAGAAAUUGAACUUCGAUAUCUAUAAAAUAUUUACCGAACCUCUCGUUCUGUGAUAUCGGUGUAUAGACCGCGGCAAAUUCAUUAUCCUUUUGAUAUCAUUUCGACUUAAAGAAGUUGAAUUAUAAUUAACGUUGAAACGUUUCGUCCAAACAUGAUAUUUUAAAUUAUGCAACUAUAGAGGUCCACCAUUUUGAUACGGAUAUGAGAAUUGGGUAAAUAAAUGAUAUAAUAUAAUAUAUUUACACACAAUAGAGAAAAUAAUCUCCAAUCCAUACUAUGGUCUUGAUCGUAUCGGAUAAGAUACAUGUGCCGGUAGUUAUGCAUUUCAAGAUAUAACCAUGGAAACUAGGUCGUCAACAGCGUGUAAUACUAGUAAAUCUACUGCAUCACAUGAAUCCAGGAGUGAAAUGCAAAUGGUACUUGCUAAAAUGAUGGAAGAAAAGCAUACGUUUUCUUAUAAAAAAUUAGUUGUACCUAUGUCAAUGAGAAGUAUUUAUUGGAAAUAUUUUGGAUUUCCUGCUACCGAAGACGGUGAUAUAUUAACUAAGAUUAAAAUUGUAUGUAUAUUAUGUAAGACACAAAUUGCAUAUAAUCGUAACACUAGUAAUUUGCGAAUGCAUUUGCAAAAUAAACAUUCUCAAGAGUUGUUAGAAUUGGAAUCUACUACGCCACCCCGUAGACAAGUUAUUUCUCAGGAGGCAAAGGAUCGUAGAGCACAGAAAAAGAAAAUCAAAGCUGAAUUAUCAUCGCCACAACAUAUUUAUACUACUGCUGCGGAUGGUACAGUACAAAUCGAUGGAGAUAUUCAAUUUGUGACAGAUCCAAAUAUUAAUCUAUCCAAUAUGGAAGAUGACAUUACUCUAGCUCAACCAUUGAGAGUGAUGAUCAAAGGUAGUACAAAUAUGGGUAAUAAUAAUCAAAAUGUAGCAUUUCUUAUGCCAGAAGAUAACACGGUGCAUCAAUUAAGUAUAGACGGUAAAACUUUAUCUGAUGCUAUUGCGGAAUUUAUAAUAAUGGACCUACAGUUACCAGAAGUGGUAGAAGGUCAUGGAUUUCAAAGGCUUGUUGCUACGUUAAGAUCACCUUGUGAAAUUCCAAGUAAAAAGAAGCUCGAAGAAGAAAUAAUACCUAAAAUUUAUGAUACUUUUCGUGAAUCCGUGACUGCUUCCCUCGCUUGUAUAAACAGCGACGUUGGUUUAACCAUCGAAGAAUGGAAAUCUAAUUUCAAUGAAAGUUUUGUGACAAUAUCUGUGUAUUAUCAAAAUACGGGUGAAACUUCCCUGGAAUAUAAAGUUUUAAAUAGUUUGCACGCGCCUUCAAACUGGGAUAAGGAUCAAUGGUGUAACGUAAUUGAUACUUUAUUACAUGAGUGGUAUAUUAAAAUCGAACGAAUAACGGCUGUGGUCAUAGCAACGUCUAGAGCAGAGUUGAUAGCUGCAUUAGGAUCUAAAAAUUUAACAUUGAUACCAUGUCUCCUUCACACGUUACAAGUUUGCGCACAAGCUUGUUUCGACAAUGCAGCAGUGGCUAAUAUUUUAUCCAAAUGUAGAACUAUUAUUGGAGCCAUUCCAAAUCUUCAGGGUUCUACGGGUAUUUCUAUGCAAGAAGAACAAGAAGUGGAGUCUGAGGAAAAGUUCAUACUAAUCGAUUAUCCUGGCAUUUGGACGUCCACUCAUAAUAUGAUGGAGCAAAUUGUAACAAAACGUCAUAUCAUUUCUUCUAUAUUGGAUAAUGUAGAAGGUAAUGAACAAGAAAGUAUCGAUUUAACCCCCGAGGAAUGGAAAAUAAUUGAGGAUCUUGUUAAUGUUCUUGAACCAUUUAAAGUAACUAUUAUAACGCUCAGCGAAGAGAAAAUGCCUUUGAUAUCUCUUCUAAGGCCAUUACUUUGGCAGCUUGUGUCAUCUCAUCUUAAAACAAAAGAAAGUGAUAGCGAUAUAGCCAAAUCUUUUAAAGUGUCUUUGUCGGAAAUGUUGUUCCAACGAUACUCUGAUUAUAAUGUGAAUCUUAUGCUUCAAAUUGCAACAUCGUUAGAUCCACGAUUUAAGCAAUUACCAUAUGCAUCAGAAGAAGACAAAGGUAUGGCUGUUAAUCCUAUCAAAGAAAUGUUGACUAAGCUAAUACAGGCAGAAAGUGGUGACUUGAUUAAAAUGGAAGAUGAACCGUUGAAUAAAAAAAGUAGAUUAUCAGGUAUGGAACUCUUACUUGGUAGUUUGUGUUCAACGAAGAAUGGAAUACCAGCAGAGGAAAAAGCUAAUCUGGAAUUAGUGCAAUAUCAAUCAGAAUCGACUGCACCUCUCGAUUAUUGUCCUUUGCAAUGGUGGGCAAAAGUAUCCGCUAAAUGUCCAAAUCUAGCUAAAUUAGCAUGUAGGUAUAAUUGUGUCCCUGCUUGUUGCGCUCCGCCAGCUCGUAUUCCUGCAGAAGUACAAGUUUUAUAUGAAACGAGGCGUGCUGCCGUACCGUCUCAUUUAGUCGAUAAGUUACUUUUCCUUCACGGCAAUCAUACGGUUUGAUUCAAUUUAUUUGUUGCUUAUAAUACAAUUUUGAAAAUAUCAAUAAAUCAAGCUAUUUGGAAAUAUCUUGUAAAUAGAAUCAACUAUUUUACGAUAAUACGUGAUACGCUUGUUUUCACUUUUUAAAACAAAUAAUUACGAGAAAAUUGCAUGCAAAAGAACAUCGGAUUAAUCUUUGAACAUUUUUGUUGUUACUUUGUUGAACAAAAGUAACAAAAAAGACAAAAAAAAAAAAAAAAA
This is a messenger RNA of Polistes dominula (European paper wasp), 2859 nucleotides long. Its product is annotated as E3 SUMO-protein ligase ZBED1. Lineage: Eukaryota; Metazoa; Arthropoda; Insecta; Hymenoptera; Vespidae. The record is from RefSeq and is a predicted model, not a curated record. Gene Ontology annotation, molecular function: DNA binding; protein dimerization activity.